UUUAUGUUAUUCAUUACACUAUCAGCAUCCGCUGAUGAACGUACUGCUACUUGUUUUAUUGUGAUCGCAUAAUCGUCAAUAUUUAAGCCGGGAAAUUUUAUCGUGUGCAUUUACAUAAGUCGUACAACAACAAUCAGAAAUGGAUAGUAACGCCAACAUUGGUCUAACUAACGUUCAAAACUGUUUAUCGGCCUAUGUUUCCAUCAAUAACAAUUUAAGGCAUUAUCGGAACACAAAUGUCGUAGUUCGCAGUGAUAUUGAAUCAUUGCAACCGAACAUUGUUCGAAUAAUUACUGGAGGCGGAUCGGGUCAUGAGCCAGCACAUUCAGGAUAUGUGGGAGAUGGAAUGAUCACGGCCGCUGUCUGUGGGGAAAUUUUCGCCUCACCGAGUGUACUGAACAUAUUGAGUGCAAUCCUGUCAGUCGCUAAGCCAGGCACUCCCGUACUCCUCAUUGUCACGAACUACACAGGAGAUCGUCUGAAUUUCGGUCUGGCUGGGGAAAUUGCCAAAACGAGAUACGGAUACGACGUCGAAAUGUUACUGGUCGACGACGAUUGUGCCAUAGAAAAUGUGCGAAAAAGUGUGGGAAAACGCGGGCUGGCUGGAACGGUACUUAUUCAUAAAAUUGCUGGAGCCAUGGCAGCUAGAGGUUCAGCUUUGAAAGAGAUUCACGAUUUUUGUGGUGAAUUACUGAAAAAUGGACGACUUGUAACGGUUGGAUUUACGUUUACCAGUGCCAGUGAUCGAAUUACGUCAAUUGAAAUUGGACGAGGUGUUCACGGUGAACCAGGAAUCAUGAAACUUGAAGAUGAGCCCAAUUUUGAGCGCAUCAUUGAAAUUGUUAUGGAAAAGUUGUUGAAGAAAGCGGCGUGUGGAGGCAGGAAAUCGAAAAUUGUGUUGAUGUUCAACAAUUUGGGAGGAACAUCACAGUUUACAAUGUCAACAUUUGCAUAUUCAUUCAUGCAACGAGCGAAAAAUCACUUCGACACUCAAUUGGUGCUGCAGGGUGAAUUCAUGACCUCUUUGCAUGCCGAAGGAAUUUCUGUAACAAUUUUGCAUCUACUCGAUGACGACAAAGACACCAUAAUCGACCAUAUCAAAUAUCCGGUAAAGAUUGCAGCCAACGUGCCGUUCAACAUCAAUCGUGGUUUUGAUCUUCCUGGUGAUCGCGAUAGUCGCAGUCUUGUGUCGACAAAUAUUUUUGAAAAAGCAAAUCUUGACCAACGAUUCUACCGAAUCAAAUACGAUGGAAAAGCGAAAGAGGCUUGUAAUAGAGCAGUGGCAGGUGCUUGUAUGAAAUUACUUGAAAAUAGAAAUGUUUUGAACGAAAUGGAUGCGGAGUUCGGCGAUAGCGACACCGGAUCACUAAUAGCUACAGGUGCCAGUACUGUACAUCAAGCCCUAAUUAAUAACGAAAUUGACGUCGCACAUCCAGCCGUAAUGUUACACAAUUUAAGUGAAGUGUUGCAGAAAAAUAUGGGAGGAUCAUUAGGAGCACUGCUGUGUAUCUUCCUACAAGCUGCUCCAGCAGCUGCCCAUUCUAAUGCAGACAGUAUGCAAUUCUGGCUAUCCGCCUUGAAACUAGGAAUAAGCGCCGUCCAGAAAUACGGACUGGCUGACUUGGGCGACAGAACGAUGUUGGACGCAUUACAAUGCGGAGUGGAACAGUUUGAGCUGAAAGUUGGUGAGAAUCAGAAUGUUUUUAAGGCGGUUACCGCUUUUGCUGCGGGUUGUGAGCAAGGAGCAAACAACACUAAGAACAUGAUGCCGAAAUCCGGUCGUGCUGCGUAUGUUUUCUCCGAGGGAAAAACGUUUACGGCGGAAGUAAAUGAUCCAGGUGCCCAAGUUAUCGCAAUUAUUGCCCGAGAAGUAUGUCGUGAAAUUAGGCAGACCUUUGAUCAGCAGUAAAUGAAUAAUCUCGGAUCAACUGUCGCGUCGGUAGUAAAUAAAUCAUAACGAUUCUCGAAAA
This is a messenger RNA of Bradysia coprophila, 1970 nucleotides long. Its product is annotated as triokinase/FMN cyclase-like. Lineage: Eukaryota; Metazoa; Arthropoda; Insecta; Diptera; Sciaridae. Gene Ontology annotation, molecular function: glycerone kinase activity. Gene Ontology annotation, cellular component: cytosol. Gene Ontology annotation, biological process: glycerol catabolic process. The record is from RefSeq and is a predicted model, not a curated record.